AUGUCAAAGGAAGAACUGUUGGAUAAACUUAAUGUGUAUUUGAACGACAGACAACUUGCUAUACAGACAAAAAAUGGAGAUGCAAACGGAUUUCCAGUCCAAAAAUCAUUAGAUUCCAGUUUGAAAAAAAACACUGCUUUUAUGAAAAGAUGCAGAACUUCUUUAACUGCUGAUAAUUAUGACUUAUUCAUUAAAGAAAUUAAGUCUCUUUCGCUGGGAAAGUUUGUGCCUGAAAUCACUUUGUCCAUAGCUGAAGGACUUUCGAAAUGCAGGUCCGUCAAGGAUAUCCAAGCCGCUGUGAAGAUUGUGUUUUUCCUUUAUCAAAGGUUUUCGGUUUCAUUUAUAAGACCGCUAUUGGCUAAUCUGUAUUCUAUGCUGUAUCCUUCGCCUGCAGACUCGAUCUCAGGAAACCUUGUUAAGUCCGCGUCCGCUGUUGCGGUAUCUGAAACAAUUCCUAACAAGGGGAACAGUAUUAAUGCUGCAAAAACAAGGGCCCUUCUGAGAAUUUUCGUUGAAUUCUGGCUCCAUGGACUUGUUCGUACCCCCGACGAUUUUAAAGAUCUCCUUCCUGCUGUAUAUACUUCUGGGAAAAAAUUCCGUAAAGGUAUGCUUGAGGAGAAAGCACCUCAAACUCCAAUAGUUGUUCUCUUGCUUGAAGAUGUACUUGCGGCCCCCUCAAAUUUUUCUUUAUUGCCAAUCGUCUCCUCAGUAGUCAGGUCAUACAGGUAUGAACUGUUCUCUUCUUAUGAGGCAUUACCUGGUGAAAAUGAAAUAAAUCAACGUAUCAAUAGCGUUUGUGAUUCUCACUGGCGACUUCAACUUCGAAUCCAACUUGACCGUUAUUAUCAAGAUUUAAUUGGUUACAUUGAACUUCGCCAGCAUGAAUUUGAAGAAUACCGGGAUCGCCUCAGCGAGCAAGAUUUUUUGGAGAACACAUUGGAGGGUACUUCAAAUAAGGCUGAGGAUUUCUUGAAGUCUAUUGAAGGCGAUAUUGCGAAUGGUCUUUCUAUAUGCGAAGCUUUAAACCAAUCGUUUCCUUCAAACAUAAAGGAAAUGCAAGACUCUUUCCAUAAAAAGCGAGAGGAAGUAAUGAGUAUACAAAAUAACAUACUUAAUGCAGAAGUUCUGGUUCAGACAGGUGCUGUCCAACUGUGGGAUUCCGAAGAAGAACAUCGAUUUUAUGAAACAUUUCCUGAACUACCGAAUUUAGAGUUUGUCAAGAAGAAAAGCUUUGAGACCAAUGGGGAUCAGGAAACAAAACCAGAAGCUUCUACAGAAGAUUCUCAAAAGCUUACUAAACCAUCCAAGUCUGUUAGCGUCAAGAUUGAUAAUCUUUUGCAGACACUUCCGAAUUUCAUGUCAGCCGAGCAAGUCGAUCAAGCUGCUUUGGAGUUUCUUUUUUUGAAUACUAAGGCUUCCAGAAAUCGCCUUAUAAAGGCCUUUUGUAAUAUUCCCAGAACAAGUUCUUUUCUGGUCCCUUAUUACAUUCGUUUUGCUAGAAUUGUGACUCCUCUCGCUCCAGAGAUUGCAUCUGCUCUCGUAGAGCAUGCUCGUGGAGCAUUCCGUCGCAUGAUGAAUAGGAAAGCGAAACAUGAGUAUGAUACUAGGACUUUAAUAGUUCGCUACGUGUCAGAGCUUACAAAAUUUCGUCUGAUGCCCUUUUCUUAUGUGUUUGACUGUUAUAAAAUGUGUCUGCUAGACUUUACUUCUUUUGAUCUGGAAGUUUUGUCCUUGCUUUUAGAAAACUGUGGUCGGUUCCUUUUUAGAUUUCCCAAGUCUUCUCUACAAAUAACUUCAUUGUUAGAAGCUGUUCAGAAAAAGAAGCUAGCUGCUGCUCUUCCCGCCCAAGAGCAGCUAAUAUUGGACAAUGCUUUGUAUUUUGUGAAUCCACCAAAGACAAGCUCUGAAAGGGUCAGGAAACGUCCCUUAAAAGAAGAGUUUUUGAGAUACAUCUUACACAUUCGUCUAAACGAAACAAAUUUAACUGCUACUAUAGCUUUACUUCGAAAAUUCAACUGGAAAACCGAUUUUGAAAUACUAUACUCGACAUUUAUGGAAGUAUGGAAUAUGAAGUAUGAGUGUUUAAAUUCUUUUGCAAGCUUAGUUGCUUCUUUAUAUAAAACACAUCCUGAUUUUUGCAUUUAUGUCAUUGAUGACACGGUGGAUUCACUUUUAACAUCCAUAGAUUCUAGCAGUUUUGGCGAUAGCCAGAAGCGAUUGGCACAAGCAAAGUUUUUGGCUGAGCUUUAUUGUGUGAGAUUACUAGAUGUAAGAUCAAUUAUCGGAAUUUUAUUCUAUCUGCUCCCCCCAGACAAGUUUAAGAAUAUUCUUCAGUUUUCUCCACCUGGUGCCAUAAGUAAAGAAAAUGAGUUGUUUCGACUUCGCAUGAUUGCACUUUUUCUGUCAACGUGUGGUUCUUCACUUGUACGAUCAAAGACCAGGAAGACGAUGCUGACAUAUUUAUUGGCCUAUCAAUGCUAUUUUCUAGCGCAACCAGAGGUUCCUUUAGAUAUGCAGUUCGAGUUUGAUGAUGUGGUUCCAAAAGUUCGCCCUAGUAUGAAAGUGUAUAAAAAUUUCGAUGAAGCAUGGACUGCUUUGGCUGAAAGAAUACAAAGUGGAAUAGACGAUCAUGAUCAAGAUGAUGAAGAGGGUUCUAUUGUUCAAUCAGAAAAGUCAAAUGAAAGUGAAAAUGAACUUGAAGCUAAUGAUUGGGAAGACAACGAAGAAAAUGAAGAUUCGUCGGAUGACUCAGAGAGUGAAGAGGAAAUCAGCAUAGAUAUGGAUGAUCCUGAAAUUUUUAACAGCGAUGAUGAAGAGUUAGACGAAGAGCGCAUUCACACAGAUGAAAUAGAUGAAGAAUUAAAUCGGAUGAUGAAUGACAGUUUAUCUUCGAGAGCUCAUGAAAGGGGCAUUGCUUUCGAUGUUCCUCUUCCUUUAAGAAACACAAGUGGAGAUGCUUCCUUUUCAGAUCUAAAUAACUUGUUAACGGAGAAUGAAGAAAAUGUAAAGUUUACACUCUUAACCAAGAAAGGCAACAAACAACGUUCUCAGGUGUUGGAUGUUCCAUACCAUUCGGUGCUAGCUCAGUCUACCAAGUCAAGACAAGAAGAAGAAUUGAUGGAACGGAAACGCAUGAAAGAGAUGGUGCUAAACUACGACUAG
Molecule: messenger RNA, 3162 nt
Organism: Schizosaccharomyces osmophilus
Lineage: Eukaryota; Fungi; Ascomycota; Schizosaccharomycetes; Schizosaccharomycetales; Schizosaccharomycetaceae
Gene: upf2
Product: nonsense-mediated decay protein Upf2
Exons: 1
Coding region: 1-3162 (1053 amino acids)
Biological process (GO): nuclear-transcribed mRNA catabolic process, nonsense-mediated decay
Cellular component (GO): cytoplasm; exon-exon junction complex
Molecular function (GO): protein binding; RNA binding
Source: RefSeq, a predicted model, not a curated record